CUUGAGAAGUAGUGGAAUUGCUGAGUCAGAAGGUAGGCAUACAUUUAACUCAGAAACUGUUAAACAGUAUUUCUCAAAGUAGUUGGACUGUUUUUGCAUUCUUACCAGCAAAGUAUGAGAGUGCCAGUUGCUCGAAAUCCUCAACAAUACAGAGUAUUGUCAGUCUUUCAUUGUCAGACUUUACCCUUUAGCCGUUUUGUUGUGUAGUAGUAUCUCCUUGUUUUAAUUUGUUUCUCUGAUGACUAAUGAUAUCAAUCACUUUUCAUGAGCUUUUUGGACAUUCCAGAUCUUUUGUGGAGUGCCUAAUUAUUUUUUCUAAUUGGCUUUUUAAAAAAAAAAUUAUAUUGAUGUGUAGAAGUUCAUUACAUUAUCUUUCUUGACUAGACUCCUUUGCCAGUUGUAUGCAUUGUGAGUAAUUGCUCCCAGUCUGCGACUGGUGCAUUUUGAUAACCAGUUGUGCCAGGACCAAGGAGUGUCACUAGGACAUAUGGAGAGGAAUAAUUGUUUUGACCCCAAAGGGAGUAUUGAUCAACUUCCACUACCACAAGCUUCUGAAAGUGGUCAAAUGCCUUCAGGAGACUGGAAAUUCCCGGUAAUCCAAUAUGGUGGAAAUCUUAACUCUGUAUUCCCUGUGGCCCUUUUUUGUAUCCAAGCAGCAGCCUCAGGAGAAGCUGGAAAGGGCAGAGCAUUUCCUGAAAUAGUUCCUUCUUUUGUCCUGACUCUCCUUUUCCCAACUGAUAUUUAACUAAAGAAGACAGGGUCUUCUUCUGUCACCCAGGCUGGAGGACAGUGGCACAAUCAUGGCUCACUGCAGCCUCAACCUCCUGGCUCAGUGGAUCCUCCCACCUCAGCCUCCCAAGUAGCUGGGACGACAUUGUAUUUUUGGUAGAGGUGGAAUUUCACCACAUAACCCAAGCUGGUCUCAAACUGCUGGGGUCAAGCAAUCUGCCCACAUUGGCCUCCCAAAGUUUAGGGAUUACAGGCGUGAGCCACCAUGCCCGGUUGUCUUAGAUUUUUGCCUUGCUGUCAUCCUUUCAUUCUAGUUCCCUUUUCACAGCGUAUAGGAAAUAAGCAGGCAUAAGCACAGUACCCCCGAGGGCUGCCGGGAAUCUUCUUGAGGUCACCCUCAUCUGUGUCACUUGCUCAACCUUUCUGUUCUGUUUCAGUUCAGUUCAAGUAGCAGUAAUUUAUUGUACUGUUUCUGUUCUAUCCCCAGCAGUAUGCUUAAGACAUUUCAAAGGAUUAUAGCUUGUCCCCACACUACCAAAAACAUCCCAGGAGAGAAUGACGUACAUACAUUGUAUUUAGUUUUCUACUGCUGCCAUUACAAAUUAUCACAAAUUUAGUGGCUUAAAUAACACUCAUUUAGUAGCUCAUGGUUCCGUAGAUCAGAAGUGCUGACACAAUGCGACUGGGUUGACUCUUUGCUCCGGGUAUCGCAAAGCUGAAAUCAAAGUGUUGGCCGAGUUCUUGUCUGAAGGCUCUGGGGAGAAAUUUGCAUGCAGGUGAAUUCAGGUUGUUGGCAGAAUUCUGUUCUUUUGGGGCGGCAGGACUGCGGGGCCCCUGUCUUCUUGCCGGCCGUCAGCUGCUGCCUGUGUUCCUUGCCACAUGGCCUUUUCCAUUUUCAGAGCCAGCUAUGGAGAAUCUCCCUUGUGUCCAAUUCUUGUCAUGCUUCAGAUAUUUCAGACUUCUUUUAUUGUUGAUCCCUGGACUCCGAUUUAAAAGAUUUAUGUGAUUAGGCAGGCCUACUUGGAUAAUCGCCCUUUUAAAAGUCAGCUGAUUUGAGACCUUAAUUGCAUCUGCAAAACCCCUUUGUAGCUGCACCUAGAUUAGUGUUUGCUUGAAUAACUCGGAGUUGUGUGCACACCAGGGGCAGAGUACUUGCAAGGUGGCAGGGGUGUACUGGAAUUCUACCUAUCACACAAAUGAAACCAUUAGGAAGAUACAGUAAUGUCUAACCUUGAGCCAAAGCUACUUGUAUGUAAUUAUAAGUGUUGGUGCCCUAUUGUGGUGAGACACAGGAGGAUGAUUCCUCAGUGCUGGUGAUGGUACUCAAAGGAGAGGUAGGGAAGCAGAGGGACUUGAAGUUGGCUUGGCGAGGUUUGCUGGAGAAGGCAUUCCAGGCUCAGAGCUGUGCUUAUUGUGAGAUUAACCCAGGUUGCCCAAGGUUUCCUUAGUGGGGAAGUGAGUGUUUUUCUAUAAAUGAUUGUAUGUCUUGAGUUAGAAGAGACUUUAUAGGUCUUUCAUCACCUAAAUUUCCCUACGUCAGUAAUUUUAGCUAUUUUGAUUCUUAAAUAAAGGCAAAGUGUGUAAAACUUUGAUGGAAUUUUAAAAUGUACAAAGCACAUUUACAUGUAGGACAUUAGAGUGCUUUUUGAGAUUGUUAAAGAUAACUUGAAUUAUCAUGGAUUCUUAAGGUGGGUUUAACUUUCCUGAAAUAUGCUUGCUGUUUCUAAAGUAAAAUUGAGUGCUUAGUUGAAAUUUAAAGAAGUUUAGAAAUUUAGAUGCUUAGAAGUCCUGAGGAGUUGAAGAGAAUAUUUUUCAUCGAAAAGUAUUCUGAGGAAAGCAUUUAUAGAAGCCUUCUUUCCAUCAGUGUUAGGAAAUACUGUUAAAUAAUUUAGUGGUACAAAAACAACUUUGUUUUAUCAUUUCAUUAAGAUGGCUCUCUCUAGUUCAGCAGAAAUUACUACUAAUGUUCAUGCUUGCUAAGGGGUGGUACAAAUCAUCUUAGAAUCACAAUUCUGUGGAUUUAUAUUUUCAGUAUAACAGUUGUUGAUUAAUAAUGUUAUGAAAGUGCAGUCUUCCAUUCACUCUGGUUGUUACUUUGAAGGGAUUAAUUUUGGUGGGUUUGGGAACAGAUAACUGUUAAAGUGAAAGGAAUAAGGAUAAAUAAUAGUAAUUAAUAUUUAUCAAGCAUUUACUAUGUGCCAGGCACUGUUCUAAGUACUUUCUAAGUACUAUGUCAUUUAAUCCUCCAAACGACCCUCUGUGAAUUGAUCACUUCAUUUUACAGAUAAAAACGCCAAGGGCAUAGAGAGGCUGUGUAACUUGCCCAAGGUCACACAGUGUUAGUGUCGGGAUUUGAACCCAGGCAUGCCGUCCAGAGUCUACAUUCUUUUUUCUUAACUGCCUCUCUUGAUAACACUCUGUUACUUUGUAUAUUAGAAGAUUAUUAAUUAGAUCUCUGGUAUAACCAAAUUCAUGGUACAGAGAAAUGCUUUUGGGAACAGUUUUACUGGAUCAAUAUAGGGCAAUUUAGGCUUUUCAAAUGUGUAUUAAAGUUGAUAAAAUAUACUGAGAAAUCUAAUUAACCUAUAGACUGAGAGUUACUUAAUAGGCUUUUCAUUUGUGAAGCAGCUAAUAAAACAUCUAAAGUGGAGAGGCAGUAGUUGCAUCUUUAGAAGGAUAGUGCAGAUGAUGAGAGAAUCUUCUGUAAUUGGAGGGGCAGCCAGAGAAUGCUGGACUGAUUUGGUUUAUUCAUUGAAAAAAUAAUCAUCCUACUAUUCAACUUUUGUAAAACACAAAAGCAACAAAUCCUGAUAAUUUUAAGUCUUAAAAGUUAUUCUUUUCUAUUUUUAAAAUUACCUUUUUUUCAUUUUUAAAAUUGACAUAAAAAGUCACCCAAUCUCCUUCCCCAACAACUAUUAUAAUUUGUGUUUUCUACAUGUAGAUAUAGUUUUUCAUCAUUAUAUUUGGUAUGUAGCAUUACGUGCCCCAUUUUUCACUUAGCAUUAUUUUGUGAACAUUUCUGUAUGUUGAUAGUCUUCUCAAUUAGACUUUUAAAAGUCAAAUAGUCUUUUAUGACUAUUGACUGCAUUAUAUUCCAAGGAAUUAACUACUCAUGUUUAAUUGACUUUAUUAUUGGAUAUUUAGGUUGCAUUUUGAAUUUUUGCUGUUUUAAGUAACCCUAUAGUAACCUUGCAGUUUUAGACCAGGGUCAGCUAUUUGCAUCUAUAAUUCUAUGACAUAGAUAUAACUUGACAUUUGACUUUUCAGUAAUAAGACAGGAUAUUUUUCUCCUUUCUUUAUAACCACAGACAGAAUGUCCAAAUUAUCCUUUAGUCUGAUUCAGAGUCAAGCACACUACUGUCUGGAGGGAUGAAGCCAUUGAUUUGGGUUCUUCAAUUGGGCAGAACAGAGCAGGGCGAGACCCAGGCUUUGUGAACUCCAGUCUGUUAGCCAUAGGCGUGUGUUUCCUGAGUAGCAGGCUGGGUUUCUCUUCCCUGAGACUUAUAUCAGCUCUGUUAGUGCUGCAAAGAGGGGGCGCCCCUUAGUGCUAGGCAUUCCUUCCUCUCCUCUUAGGGUGUUCAUAUCUUGGGGUGGGACAGUUCAUCUUGUAAAGUCCUUAGUGAUAAUAGUGCUUUAGUAAUAUGGAAAUGAUGCAUCAUUUUAAUUUUAUCUUAUUGCAUCCAAGCCUCACACACUUGAUCUUCCCUUUGACUAAAGGUCUGUCUCCCUCUCAUCCUGUUGUUAGUAGACACAGGAGUCUCAGCUUGGCUAAGCUGAGCAGAAGUGAAGGGUAAGGGUAUAGUAAUGUGGGGGUCGGGGGAGAGGAAAGUGAAGCAUAAAACCAGCUCUGGCCUGGGCCAGGGUGUCUCUGGUUAGAGAAGGAAGAGAGCCUGCCACAAUCUCAGAAGCAGGAGGCAGCACUGGUAUGAUGUGGCUCAGUUCACUCCAGGGUGGCUUCCUUUCUCUGCCCUCUCUUCAGCCUGACUUCCCAGUGGGGGUCUGGCAGAGGAUGGAGUGAGCAAGCCGGCAGGAGGGGUCCCUUUCAAAAACCAGUGCUUCCGUGUGUCAUUUUCAUCCUCUUCUUGACUAUUCUCUAGCUUGCUGCCUGGAAUGGCUGACUUAAACCUCUGGUCCUCUCUUCAUACCACCCUCUCCUCACUCUCAGCAGAUGUGCUUGUCUGCCUGAAUCUAACGAGGGCCCCUGUCUGGCAUUUUUCUCCCCUGUCUCCCUGGGGCCUUGGAACUAAACACCUAUGUCAGAAGAAUCCCCUGUAUUGCUUUCCUUUCAUUGGGCACACAGCAACUUUGAGCUUCCUCACUGGGAUUGGGGAAGUAGAAUAAACUGAAAAGGAGAAAUGCAGUAUUUGGCCACGCGUAGUGGCUCACACCUGGAAUCCCAGCACCUUGGGAGGCCCGGGUGGGCAGACCACUUGAGUCCAGGAGUUCGAGACCAGUGUGAGCAACAUGGUGAAACCCUGUCUCUACAAAAAUACAAAAGUUAGCCGGGCAUAGUAGUGUGCACCUGUAGUCCUAGCUACUCAUGAGUGGGGGCUGAGAUGAGAAGAUGGCUUGAGCCCAGGAGGUUGAGGCUGCAGUGAUCUGUGAUUGUGCCACUGCACUGCAGCCUGGGUGACAGAGUGAGACCCUAUCUCAACAACAACAACAAAAUAAUAAAAAAAGAAAUGCAGUUUUUGAACAUCUCUGGAGUGGAAGAAAAAGCUAAUUCCACUGCCUGAGGACAGGACCCUAGGAGCUGGCAGACCUGCCUUUCGCCUUCCACCAUGAUUGUGAGGCCUCCCCAGCCACGUGGAACUACGUGCCUUUUGCCUUCCGCCAUGAUUGUGAGGCCUCCCCAGCCGCGUGGAAAUGGUAUCAGCAUGGAAGCCAUGAGUGAGAAUAAAAUGGUGCCCUCUGAGUUUAGCACAGGACCUGUGGAAAAAGCUGCCAAACCUUUGCCAUUUAAGGAUCCCAACUUUGUGCACUCUGGCCACGGUGGCGCAGUAGCUGGCAAGAAGAACAGAACCUGGAAGAACCUGAAACAAAUCCUCGCUUCUGAAAGGGCAUUGCCGUGGCAACUGAACGAUCCUAACUACUUCAGUAUUGAUGCUCCUCCAUCCUUUAAGCCAGCUAAGAAGUAUUCUGAUGUUUCAGGUCUGCUUGCCAACUACACAGACCCCCAGAGCAAACUGCGGUUCAGCACCAUUGAAGAGUUUUCCUACAUUCGGAGGCUGCCCUCUGACGUUGUCACCGGCUACCUGGCCCUGAGGAAGGCCACGAGCAUCGUUCCCUGAGCCCCAGAAAGGGAGAUGAAGUGGAAAGCUGUUUCAAAAACAGACUCUGGACUCGUGAUUUUGUUUCACGGAAACAAACUCGUUCUGCUGUCAAUCUGAAAAUGCCAGUGCUGUGCCUUGGAAAAAAUGUUUGGCUUUAAUUUAAGGGUUUUUUUGAGUGUGUGUUUUCCCUUCAAGUGUGAUAUUUCCUGCUGAAUUAAAUUAUACUUCAGUUGUUGCCUCAAGUAAAGGUGUUUGACAAGAAAAUACAGUAAAACCAUACUUUUCAUUUA
Molecule: messenger RNA, 6292 nt
Organism: Symphalangus syndactylus (siamang)
Lineage: Eukaryota; Metazoa; Chordata; Mammalia; Primates; Hylobatidae
Gene: INO80C
Product: INO80 complex subunit C
Biological process (GO): chromatin remodeling
Cellular component (GO): Ino80 complex
Source: RefSeq, a predicted model, not a curated record